This is a messenger RNA of Beta vulgaris subsp. vulgaris (sugar beet), 941 nucleotides long. Its product is annotated as nascent polypeptide-associated complex subunit alpha-like protein 4. Gene Ontology annotation, cellular component: nascent polypeptide-associated complex; cytoplasm. NCBI's taxonomy places the organism in Eukaryota, Viridiplantae, Streptophyta, Magnoliopsida, Caryophyllales, Amaranthaceae. The transcript has 4 exons. The coding region runs from base 130 to 753 and encodes 207 amino acids. The record is from RefSeq and is a predicted model, not a curated record. Gene Ontology annotation, biological process: protein targeting to membrane.
GAAAACUACUUAUUAAAAACUAACUCGCCAGCAACAGUGUGCUCUUCUUCAGUAUUCUCGUACGCUUCUCAUCGUUUUUCUUAGGAGAGAGAAAAUCCUAAAACCCUAUAUAAUACUCUAACAACCACCAUGCCAGGCCCCAUUGUUGAAGAUGCGCUCAAGCAAGCUCUACUCGAUGAUGUUGUAAUUGAAGAUGAGAGGGAAGAAAUUGUUGUGGAGGAUGAUCAUGAGGAUGACGAUGAAGAUGACGACGAUGAUGAUGGCAAAGAUCUCAUGGCUGAUGUCUCUGGUGACGGUUCAAAGCAGACUAGGAGUGAGAAGAAGAGCCGGAGAGCCAUCUUGAAGUUCGGCAUGAAACCUGUUACAGGUGUUAGCCGUGUCACCAUCAAGCGACAGAAAAAUAUAUCGUUUUUCAUUGCAAAGCCUGAGGUGUUCAAGAGCCCGAAUUCUGAGACCUAUAUUAUAUUCGGAGAGGCAAAGAUUGAAGACUUGAGCUCUCAGCUACAAACACAGGCUGCCGAGCAGUUUAGACUCCCUGACAUGUCAUCCACGAUUGGCAAACCAGAAGCUUCUGCUGCAAUUACUGCUCCUCAGGAGGAUGUGGAGGAGGAAGAGAUCGAUGAAACAGGGGUUGAGCCUCGUGACAUUGAAUUGGUCAUGACUCAAGCUGGGGCUACAAGGAGCAAGGCUGUCGAGGCACUCAAGAAGUCUAAUGGCGAUAUUGUUAGUGCUAUCAUGGAGGUCACUCUGUAGGUGGGACUAAUAGUAGUUUUACCCAAGACAAAUUUGAAGUGAUGAGAUAAUGCAUUUUUGAACUGCUGCCUAUUGAUUUUAAGUGUUAUUAGCAUUUUCAUAAUAAUUGCCUCAUUUCAUUGAAGUAGCUCCAUUGUUAGUCUGACUUCUGUGAAUAUACAAUCUUUAAUAGUAUUUUUUUCUGGCUA